AUGAGUACGCCGAAGCUGACCUAUGUCCAGGCGCUUGAGUUCUUGCUGCGGGAGACGCAGGAGCGCCCGGCGGAUUUGGCUCUUCUGCCAGAGUUUGCCCUGGAGCAUCCUGCGCAAUGCACGCACCAAGGGGAGCUCUCCUACGACAACGUGGCGAUCAUGAUGCUGUCACGGCUGGCGCGGCAGCGGCAGUUGUACCUGGUUCUGGGGGUGCGCGACUCUGACUCUGUCGACAUUUGUCUGGUCUUCAACCGGCAAGGGGACAUGACGCUGCACAAGGCCGGAGCCACUUCCGGAGCCGGCCAUUCGAAUCCCGGCCAUUCCGGAGCCGGUUCCGUGAACGCCGAGGUCUCCGAGUGUCCGAGCUUCCAAACGGAGUGGGGCACCGUGGCGCUGCUGGGGGACGUCACCGGGAGCUGGGCGCCGCUGCUGGCGCUGGCGCCCGUGUUGAUCCUCAACCCCUGCAACGCCCCCAUGGAGCUGGACAUGGCUUUGGCCAAGGCCCACCCGGAGACAGUGUUCGUCCGUGCGGACGCCCCACUGCGGCAGGGUGGCGCGGGUAUCUCCAUGCUGGUGGAGGCGCACCGCAGCGCGCUGGCGCCCAGCUGGGGCCCCACCUUCCUCCACCUGGAAAUGGAAGACACCAAGGACAGCCGCAAGCUGCCAAAGUGGCGCUCGCUUACCAUUGACGAGAUUCUUUCAGCCUCUUAUGGCAGAGAUCUGAAUGAUGCCGUGGAGAUUGGCCCACGCUAUCAUUUGUGGACCUUCAGGCCGCCAAGUCUUGCCAAGGCUGCUAUGACGCAGACAGCUGAUUGGAGCAGUCUUUGGGAGCAGCCUGAGGCAGACACAGACAUCCUAAGCUUGAUGGGCCGACAGGGCCCCUGCACGAACCAAUUCGCCGUGGCCACCAGCUCAGCCGAGGGCGUGGUGCUGCGGCUCUUCGAGAGGAAGCUGCUGCGGGACUUCGCACUGCCCUUGGAGGAUUUGCCCUGGCAGCAGUGGAAGCCCUUUCCGGCGAACGAAGGCGCCGAAGGCGCCGACCAAGGCGCCGACGGCGCCCCGGAAAGAGUCCGAGAAAAAGUCCGAGACGUCCGCAUCAGCGCGAUCUUUUGGGUGAGCUCCUCCCUGGUGGUGGCCAUUGCCGAGAGCGAGAACCUCCCCGAGGUGGUUCUGCGCCUGGACUUGGAGGCAUCGGAGGUGGAGGUCCUGGACAUCUACCUCAACGGUCCUCCGCCCGCCUCCUUCUGGGAGGAGUCUCAAGACACCCUGUCAGAUGAGCCGUCGCCCAGUGCGUCGACCGCCUCGGAACUCUCACAGGUCUCCGACCAGCUUGUGAUGGUCAUGGCCUUCGAGAGAGUGAAGUUCCCUGAAACACGCAGCCCGCAGUCGGGCCUGGUGUGCUUGUGGAGGAGUGACCGCCUCUGCAUAUUGACUUUCUCAGACUGGAAGGUUCAUGAUCAGGUGUUGGUCGAUGAUACCGGCGCGCCGAAGGACAAAGAAGAUAUGCCUUUGUGCGCAACGAUUCUGCCGGGAGAUGGUGCCUGCAGCGUUGUGGCAUCAUAUGCCUCCAUGAUCAUUCGAUGGUGGCGGGUGUCACUGACUUCGUGCUUCCAGCAGGCAUGCGUCGUGCUGAGCUCCCCAGUGACUCAGCUUAGUUUGCUCCAGUGUGGAGAGGAAGCCCGAGAGCGAGAGCGAGCUCGGCUCUCGUGGAUGUCAAGCAGCCACAGGCUGUCCCUGAAGGAGUCCAAAGAGAGGAGCGACCUCCAGGAGAUGCUGAGCAGCUCCUGGAACGCUCAGGUGCCUGCCUAUCCGAACUUGGUGGAGAAGUCUGAUGGCGUGUGGGACAUGCUGCAACUGUACAGCUCCCGGAAAUGGGACGAGGAGGCCUGCGACCUGAUGCCCCGCACUGCGCGCUUGCUGCAACAGCAUUUGCCCACGGCAGAUGUGCCAUACAUCCACUACAACACGGAGGAGGUGGUCCUGUUCCUGCUGACGCCAGGGAGCUCGGUGCGCCUGCACAACGGGGGCAGCAACGCACCCAUCAACCUCUCCCUGGGCCUCAAGGGGAGCUCUGGGGCCUUUCUGGAGGUGGCUGGAGAGGCUCGGCCCUUCGAGGAUGGCAAAGUGGUGGCAUUUGACGACGGCUCAGACCACCGCGUGUGGCACCAGGGAUCAGAGGACCGGUGGGUGCUGGUGGUGCGUACCAUGCACCCGCAGCUGGCGAAGGACGAAGGCCGCUUCUUCGGCCGCGCCUGGACCCGGAAGACCUGCUUCGAGGCAUGGGGCGAGGACCGCCAGAAGCGGCUGGCAGGCUUCUGGGUUGCCCGCAGCGGCAACUGGAAGCACUGCGUACCGGACUCCACCUCGCUCGUACGACCGCCCGAGGCGUGUCAGGCCAAGGCGGCGCAGGCGCGGCUGGGGCCCACGCCAGUGGCGCGCCAGGUGCAAAGGCUCGCCUGGCUCCUGGAGGGCUGGAGCAGCAACCCCAAGCUGGACAGGCGCAUUAGAUUGCCAUCUGACGCCGCGUCGGCGGCGCUGAGCCUGGGAAUGUAUUUCCCGCCUACCUAG
Molecule: messenger RNA, 2568 nt
Organism: Effrenium voratum
Lineage: Eukaryota; Dinophyceae; Suessiales; Symbiodiniaceae
Source: the annotation of a GenBank genome assembly